Penicillium coprophilum is the source of this 267-nucleotide messenger RNA. RefSeq lists its product as uncharacterized. The transcript has a single exon. Bases 1 to 267 code for a protein of 88 amino acids. NCBI's taxonomy places the organism in Eukaryota, Fungi, Ascomycota, Eurotiomycetes, Eurotiales, Aspergillaceae. The record is from RefSeq and is a predicted model, not a curated record.
AUGGAGAUCGAGGCAGUCCCGGAUGAAACCAGUGGCGAAGUAAGCAAGUGCCUCCUUUUGCACAGUCUGGCAACCUGGAACGUGCUCAAACAUGGCCUGUCCCGUGCUUUGGAUAUUGUCAACCUCAAUUGGAAGUCGAAACAGUUUUUGGAUGGUCGUUUGGCGAUCUUCGGGGGAUGGGUUGCUCCAGCAAAGCCUGUUAAGUACUUCCACAAGGCACCUUUGAAAGCGACGCCACGCGUUGUGGUAGGCCCCUUCCCAUAUUGA